AGGUUUACAAACUGGCAAUGCUGAACGAGCUUUCUGUUUGUUUAUUUUAUGAGUUGUUUCUCUUUAAUAUUCUGUUGAAAUGAUAAAUAUCUUGAUACGAAGCAAAGUUAAGUUGAACAUACCGGCAUUUGUAGCAAUCUGUUCUCGAACAAAAAUGUCAUCGGCUCAGAAAAUGAAGCUAUCUGAAGAAGACAGGACAAACAAGUUGUCACCUUUACUAAACGCUGGAUGGUCUAUGGUAGACAAAAGAGAUGCCAUUCACAAAGAAUUUGUGUUUAAAAACUUCAACGAGGCGUUUGGAUUUAUGACUCGCAUUGCGAUGCAAGCAGAGAAGAUGGACCACCAUCCUGAGUGGUUUAACGUGUACAAUAAAGUCCAGAUAACAUUAAGUAGCCAUGACGUAAGUGGAUUAUCGGAUAGGGAUGUCCGACUAGCGAACUUUAUUGAGAAAGCCGCUGAAUUCGUCAAAGUCAAAUGAAGACGGAUUACGGAAUCAUGAUUGAUUUUCUCAGUGUCAAAUUUAUGGGGUCAUUGCUUAUAAAUGUGCCUUGUUUGGAAAAAAACAAACAAAUAAACAUUUAAUUUCGAAUGAUGACAUUUCUUCUAGCUUUAAAUGUUGCAUUGCUUUAAGUGUAAAAGAAUUAAAUCAAAGCUGCAUUCAGGGACUUAUUAAGUGUGUUACUUACUUAGUUACACAAAGUCUAUAUUUCAAAUGCUAAAUGUCAAGUUUUUUUUUUCUUACAUUGAUUUUAUAACAAAAAUGCUUUUUUUCAUCGAAAUUCCUAAAUUUCGAGGGUAUUUUAUUUCUUAUUAUUGUACUUCCAUUUGUAUUUGGAAGAAUUUACUAAUGACAUGCAUUAAUUGCAUUAAAUUUAACAAUUUGUGCACGUUUUUUACCUUAUGAAUAUGAAUAUUUAUGAGUAAUUAAACUGAAAAAGUCAUAGAUUUUUCAUAUAAAAUAUUUGCAACAUUUUAAUGUGGCAAUGCUUUAGGUGUAAGUGAAAUAAGAAUUAAAUUGAUCUAGAAAGGCUUAAAAUAAUUAAAUAAUCUAUUGUUGCUCUGUUUGCAUACUUUUUGAUUGUUAUUUUAAAUUUAACAAUGAAAUCAGAAAUUAGUCUGUAAAAAUAUGUUGUUGUUUUUUAAAAACUUUUUUGUAGCAUUUCUUUUGAUGUAAAGGAAUACUUAAGUAACAAAACUAAAAUAUGGUCGUUUCGUUCAGUGAAAUUUAUAACUUUUUUUAAAUAUUAGAACGAAAAAAAAAACUGCUAUCUUUGGAAUAAUGUAAAAUUUUUAUUUAAUUAAAUAUAAUAUAUUCAUCAAAAACUUUUUUAACAAUUUUUUUAUUGUCUUUUAAGCAAAAUUGCUUUGCUUUAAUUUAUUUUUUAUUCUUGAUUUAUUCUAGGGAAUAUUUGGAUAAUUAACUGAGUAUAUCAAAAAGUAAAUGAACUGCAUGGCAACAACGUUAUUAAUUUCAGGAUUUCAAAGUUUUUUCUCUAAAAAAUUGGCAUAUUUCAAACUUUCUUUCUAAAUGAUCAUAUUCUUUCUAAAUGAAAUCAAAUGGAAUUAUUUUUUUUUGCAUUAGGCCGAGCGAUUUACUAUUUUAAAUACUUUUUUGGUUGUUUUUCUAAUAUUGAUUCUGAUAAAUUUUAAAACGCUAGAAAUAAGGAGGACUCAAAUUAUUAUUAAUGUUUAUAAAAAUAUGUCUGCAGUAACGGUACGUUACAACCUGUGGUACUUGCUUUGUCAAUGUGCAGCCCUUCCAAGCAAAAAUUAAUUGAAAAAAACUACAUUAUUAGGUAAUUAAAUACCACGAAGAAGCUUUUUCUUUGAUUAAGUUAGUUUAAAUAUACUUUGAAAAAUAAGCAAAAUAAAACACUGAAGUAAUAAACUUAAAAUUUCAUUGUGUAGUGGUACCAAUUCGUUUAAAAAGACUUAAGUCUUUUUACUGCUUUUUAAAAGCGUGUGUAAGACAAUUAUUUAAUAAAAUCUUAGAGAUAUUUAAAUUUUAAGUAAUUGAUAUGCGGUAAAAAAUAAUAAAAUUACUGUAAUUUUAUUUCGUAAAGCUUCAAGACAUCAAAUAUUUUUAUUUCCAGAAUAUUAUACCAAUAUACUUGUGUCGUAUAAUUUUGAAGACGUAUAUUCAUAUUGUUCUUAUUACACUGAGAAAUAAUUUAGUUACCAUUAAGUGACACAAAAACAGAAUUCAUUGCUCGGCCCUCUUCUGAAAAGAUGAGUGUCACGAUGAAUGCAGUUUUUGUAUCAUUUUGAUUUUGUAUCAGCAUGUGCACCCUAGUCUGCAUCAUUGUUAAAUAUUGAUGUUACUCGCAUACUUUGUUAGAGUAUGUUUCCUAGAUUUUACAUGUUUGUUAGGCGUGAAAAGUAUAAACAAAUUGCUUUUGUUAUGCUGUAUCUAAAUACAGGAUGUUAGAUUAAAUACAGGAUUACUCAUACAGGAUUACCUAAAUACAGGAUUACUAAAUUAGAUUGACAGUUUUAAAAAAUUAUAAAAUAAAACGGUAAAAAUUAAAAAAAAAAAAUCGAAACAACAAUUCAUUUUAAUUCUUCCCCCCAGAGUUUCUGUUUUCAACUCAAAGAUUUUUCCUGGUACAGCGAGUUGUUCUACCGUUUGUUUCAUUGCGUUUUGAUGUAAGCAAAUUUCUUCCUAUGAAUACAACACGAGAAUGUGGACAUUUUGAAAAUAUAGUAAUGUUUUUAUUUAUUGAAAGAUUUCGAAAAAGUGUGAUGUGAUUUUCAAUUGCUUUUAUUCGUUUUACAGGUUUUCUUUUUGCCGCGCCAUCUGACGAAACAAUGUUAAACUGAAAAAAGAAACUCUGGGAAAAAAAUUUAUACUCUGUCACAUAAAUUUUCUGCUGGAGUUGUUUUUUUCCCCCUAAUUAUGCAUUUACAAAAACCAAAGUUUAAUUUUGUACGCUCUUUAUAAAUUAAAUGUGAGCUUAAUAUAUUUUUUCAUGCAAGGAUAAGUCACUAUAUUUAAUGAUCAUAAAAUAAAUAAAUACCAUUCCACGUAGAUUGAUGAAUGCUGAAAAUUCCAUAUUUUUUCCUUAUGGGUAUUGAUAUUUUGUAUGUUAAGUUGAGGGGUGUAAGAACUUGGUAAGUUCAAAUUGUUGUUGCUUGUCAUUUGAAAUAAAAAAAGGGACAUUUAUUUUUUGCAGUUCUUUCCACUUUAUUUACUUUAAUAAAGAUAACUAGAUAAUCCUCUAAUCAAAGUAGCUAUACUGAAAACUGUCAAAAAAGCAUUUUUUUUUCUUUGGAAAUAUUUGACUUACCUGGUUUUUAAUCCAAGGCCCCUCUGUUACUGUUUUUUAAACAUGUGUUUGGAGCUUUAAUAAAUGUUUAAAAUUUAAUUGUGCCAAGAUGAUAAUUGUUUUAUUUGCUGCUCAAUAAAGUAAACCGAAUAUAC
Molecule: messenger RNA, 3421 nt
Organism: Parasteatoda tepidariorum (common house spider)
Lineage: Eukaryota; Metazoa; Arthropoda; Arachnida; Araneae; Theridiidae
Product: putative pterin-4-alpha-carbinolamine dehydratase
Biological process (GO): tetrahydrobiopterin biosynthetic process
Molecular function (GO): 4-alpha-hydroxytetrahydrobiopterin dehydratase activity
Source: RefSeq, a predicted model, not a curated record